AUGUCGCCGAUACCGCGAGUUUUUCUUUAUCUAUUGAUUAUGAUUUUCUUUAUUGGGUAUCUUGAUGGGCGCAAGUCCAUGAGUGCUUUGUUGUUUCGUAAAAUUGUCACCACAUAUGGUGAAAAAUAUGCUUCAGCUUUUGCAUUUGAUAUAAGUGAAAAUCAGGAAACCCUAAAUAUAACAUUGAAUAUUGUGAAAAAUAUCACAGUUGAUGUAUGGCUAAGAGCCAGCAUAUUGCAAAAGGAAUCAAAGACACAUUAUAAGGAAUUAUUCACCUACAACAUUAAUUUAUGUCAGGUUAUGGAUCAAGGCAAAAGCUUAAGUUUGAUUAACUAUUGGCUAAAGAAUAUCUUCAGGUAUACCAAUUUACCAAUGAGUUGUCCCAUUCGAGAGGGUAACUAUCAUUGGAUAAAUUUAAAGUCAGAUAAAGAGACCAUACCCGGAUUUAUUAAAUCAGGAAGCUAUCGCAUUGAUUCAUCUAUCUAUAUGAGGGAAUGGCAUAAUGAUCUUCUAACCAAUUGUUCCAUGUUUAUUGACAUCAAAAUGAAAUGA
Drosophila willistoni is the source of this 552-nucleotide messenger RNA. RefSeq lists its product as uncharacterized. The record is from RefSeq and is a predicted model, not a curated record. The transcript has 3 exons. The coding region runs from base 1 to 552 and encodes 183 amino acids. Lineage: Eukaryota; Metazoa; Arthropoda; Insecta; Diptera; Drosophilidae.